This is a messenger RNA of Hippoglossus stenolepis (Pacific halibut), 1442 nucleotides long. Its product is annotated as sulfotransferase 2B1. The record is from RefSeq and is a predicted model, not a curated record. Gene Ontology annotation, molecular function: sulfotransferase activity. Gene Ontology annotation, cellular component: cytoplasm. The transcript is spliced from 6 exons. Lineage: Eukaryota; Metazoa; Chordata; Actinopteri; Pleuronectiformes; Pleuronectidae. Gene Ontology annotation, biological process: sulfation. Bases 137 to 1003 code for a protein of 288 amino acids.
UACACUGUAUAUAAAGAGAGAGACGAGUGCGCAGGGACCAUCCAACAGGCGCAACUGCUGACAGCGCCUCCUUCAGAGGGAUCGUGAAGUGAAGUGUGUCUACUCUGUUGAACUUUGCUUGAACCCUCGCACCACAAUGACCUCUGAAGAGAUGUACUUGGACUAUCGUGGAUACAUACUUCCCACGAAGCCUCAUAGCGCAGAGAGCUUGGAGUUCGCGGAGACAUUCAGGUUUAAAGACGAUGACGUCGUGGCUGUCACGUACCCGAAGUCAGGUACAGUCUGGAUGCAGGAGAUCCUGCCACUGGUGCUUAAUGGGGGAGACCUGAAGCCAAUCCAAACCAUUCCGAACUGGGACAGGGUGCCUUGGCUGGAGGAGAAAAGAUUGUCCAUUAUUGUGGAUCAAUUGACAUCUCCGCGAGCACUAGUCACUCAUUUUCCUUAUCACCUCAUGCCUGCAUCCUUUCACACCUCCAAAGCCAAGGUGAUCUAUGUUGUCAGGAACCCAAAGGAUGUCCUGGUGUCUUCCUACUACUUCCACCAGAUGGCAGGAUUCCUCGAGGAUCCAGGAACUUUUGAUGAGUUCAUAGAGAAAUUCCUGGAUGGCAGAGUGAUGUUUGGAAAAUGGACGGACCAUGUGAAGAGCUGGAGACACACAGAGCUGGGAGACAGAAUCAUGUACAUCUCAUAUGAAGAAAUGGUUCAGGACCUGCCUGCGUCUCUCAGGCGUUUAUCUGGUUUCCUGGGCACUGACCUGAGUGAAGACACCAUUCAGAAGGUCACAGAGCAUUGCACCUUCAAGACCAUGAAGACCAACAACAUGUCCAACUUCAGCCUGGUCCCAAAGCAAUACAUGGACUCUGACAAAUCUCCAUUCUUCAGGAAAGGUAUUGCUGGAGACUGGAAAGAACAUUUCAGCUCAGAGCAGCUGGCCCGGUUCACAUCAGUCAUUUGCAAAGAGAUGGAGGGUGAGAGCUUCUCUCUGCCGUGGAGUCUGGACUGAGCCACAGCCAGAGGAGAGACGCAGAGGGAGAAAGAGCCAUGUACAGUACAUAUUUGUCAGAGUAGGAAACUGGUGCUAAUUGGGCCAAAUGUUUUCAAAGUUAGGCAGACAAGUAAAAAGCUCUUUACUGAUGUUUCUACUCUGGUCAUCAUCCAGCUUCUCAAACAGGAUUUAGAAUGUGAAUUUAUGUUAAACCGCCAACAAGGGAAUGCUGCUUCAACAGUGAUCAUUUGGAUUCUCCCAUCUGUAAAUAAGCUUGUUAAUGAGCUAUUUCGUUAUGUUCCUCCUUCUUAAUGUGGUUAAAACUAACAACACAACUAUUUUUGACUCCUUGCUAGUUUGCAAAAUGUGACAAUGUAAUGUUAUGCUUCUAUAAGGCACCUGAAGCUCAGCCUGUAGAAACUUUGAAUACACUUUCAUUAAAUUAUUAUGGCUGACA